This is a messenger RNA of Acanthaster planci (crown-of-thorns starfish), 4229 nucleotides long. Its product is annotated as gamma-butyrobetaine dioxygenase-like. NCBI's taxonomy places the organism in Eukaryota, Metazoa, Echinodermata, Asteroidea, Valvatida, Acanthasteridae. Gene Ontology annotation, molecular function: oxidoreductase activity. The record is from RefSeq and is a predicted model, not a curated record. Gene Ontology annotation, biological process: carnitine biosynthetic process. Gene Ontology annotation, cellular component: mitochondrion.
AAGCAGGGGGGUUAUCUCCGUCUCAUACCUUGCUGCAUAUGGCAUGAGGACUACACAAUAUAGUAGCGUUUGUGUCCUUCCUCCAUGGUACUUGAUAUAGACCUUUUUCCUGUGAUGUCCUGUGUUGUUGUUGAGAAUUCGGACUGAGGGCAAGCAAGCGUGACACCACAGACGCUUUGCUUGACAAUGCUUUAAUUGAAAUCUCUAAUGAGUGCGCAGUAAGCCAACCGUCAUCGUUUGCCGAUUCUAGAGGAGAAUUUCUACUUUGGCUCGAAAAUCUUGCAUCGAACCUACUCGCAAACACUUGUAUCGAUUCCACUCACUGUGUAGUCGCCUCUCCAGUAACACUUCUGACAUCCAUGAUGAAACACGAUCAAUUUUGUGGAAACGCUUUUUAACAUUUCUUUUUGUUAUUCACGAGACGUACAUGUAUCAUUACCGACCAAUCUUUAAUCUGUAGUCGUUUUGCAAUAUAACUGGUCAAAAGUUUUGCGGUGUAAUACCAGGUUUUUGCCUCAGAAUGCAUCAUUUGAUAUACGUAUUAAGCAAAACUUCGUACCCAUCAAACUGAUCGCACGUUAAUGGGUUUAUAGACGCACUAAGAGAGACGUUUAUUAAAACGGACCGAUAAUCCUCAACACCUUCAGCCCUGUUCCUUUCACAUUAAAUAGCCAUGGUUCAUGUUGACAAGGUCAAAAGUAAACGCACUUCUGGACUAGAUUGGUGAUAAACAUCUAACUACACCGACCUUCGUAUAUUUUAUUGAAAUUCCUAUCACCGGGACCGUUCCACCUUAAUCCGUAACAGAGAUGGAGGAGAAUCCACGGCUGAAGAGCGUAACGAGGGAUGAAGCUGCUCGCUGGUACCGGGUGGCUAUGGACAGCGGGUACGAAGGCACCUAUCCCUACGUCUGGUUGAGAGACAACUGUCGCUGUUUCAAAUGCUCCAAUCCCUCAAUCGUACAGCGAACAUUCAAAAUGGCCGACUUGGAUCCCGAGGUGCAGCCGGAAUCCGAGACGAUCGUAGACGACGGGAAAGUCUUGCGGAUCAUCUGGCCCAACCAGCACAGCAGCGACUUCGACGCCGCCUGGUUGAACAGCCAGCGGUUCUCCGGUAACGAAAGGGACACGGUGGCCCGUCCGAUCAGACAGUCGUGGGGAGCGGAAUUGAACGGCAAGAUCCCGACCUUCGACUUCCAGAAACUUCUCCAAGAUGACCGGGAGUUGUACAACUGGCUGCACGUCUUGAACACCAAGGGCCUGGCCGUGGUGAAUGGGGCACCGACCAAGGAGGGAAGUAUGCGCCAACUGGCUGACCGGAUUGCUUACUUGAAACCAACCUUGUAUGGGGAUCUGUGGCAAGUUCAGAGCAGGCCCAAUCCUUCUCGUGUGGUGUACACACCAGGCGCCCUACCACUGCACACUGACCAAGUGUACCUAACUAUCAUGCCAGGAAUUCAAAUGCUCCAUUGCAUUCAACGAACCAAUGUUGACGGUGCUGAAAAUCAGUUUGUGGACGGCCUCCGUGCUGUUGAACAGGUGAAAAAUGAGUCUCCCAAGGCGUACGAGCUGCUGACGACUCGAGAGUUAGACUACGAAACAAACGGUUGUGACCGUUUCAAGGCUUUUCAUGUGAAAAACACCGCGCCAACCAUACUACUGGACAGACACGGCGAGUUCCAUACUCUCUUCUAUGACAAUUGCUUCCGAGCAGCGUCCAUGUCCCGAGUUCCCGUCGGGGAAGUCACUGAAAUGUACAGAGCCCUGAGGCUGCUCCAUGACGUCAUGUAUAGACCGGAAAAUCUGGUGCACUACGAGCUGGCUGAAGGGGAGAUCGCCACGUUCGACAACCUCCGCGUCAUGCACGCCCGCAGCGCCUUUACCAUCACUGGCGGAGGAGGGCGCACUCUCGAAGGUGGUUACUUCGACUGGGACGAGGCUCGCUCGCGCAUGCGUGUUCUUCAGAAGAGUCUCUCGCUGUAGUGAGCCGAGACGCCCGUGUGUAAUUUUGGAAGUUGUCACCAACUUCACGGGCAGCUUCGCUGUGUAUUUUUGGUCAUAAUUAUCUUGAAUGUCUUGAAAACAGUGAUGAAUAUUCAGCAAUCAAAGUAUUCACUUUGGGAUCCACAUCAACAAAGCGUGACUGUGCUAAUCUGAUGAUGUUUUGCUAAAUUAUCUCAUAAGUUCACAAAUUGCAAGAAAUACGAAGUAAAUAGUUUGGAAAGCAAACGCCUUUAUAUUGUUUCAAAUAAUUAUUAUGUUCGCUAGUAUGUUGUGAACCAAGAAGAAUCGAAACGCAAGAAUAUGAAAAAAAUGUUAUAUUUACGUAUGAUGGAUAGGGAACCAAAUGCAAGGUUUUAUGCGUCGCAUAUGUAGACUGUGGUAUACCCAAGCUGUUGAAUUAUCUACCUCGAUCUUAUCUGUAGCUCAAAGCUCACAAUAUGAAAGCUUGCUGUUUCAAUGUAUGGAUGGGCACAUAAAGAUUCGAUGAUCUGUCAGCUUGAAAGAAAAAAAAUUGUCAUUAUGUGGCUUCAAAGUGCAUUUGUGUUUGCUACGGUAAAUAAUAGCGGUGGAAUAAAUCCCGCCGCGGACCUCAUUCAGGACUAACACUCAGAAGAAGCUUUUUUCCUGCAGUGCAUAGCUCAAAUAACUUACAACUCCAAGUACCUGAUAAGGUUUAAUAAUUACAGCAAGAGGCCAGUGGCAUAUAACCACCUUUUUGCAAAGGUCGCUAUCUACAGAAGUUCAGAUUGAAAGCUAUUACGCUCCUAGGCAGGAAUGUAUAACUACGAAAAAGAAAAAUAAACAACAAUUUUGAUGCACGCAUAUCAUGUGUCACGUGACCGUUAAUACCUCUAAAGCGCACUCUUGACGGCCAAUAUAUGCCUGCAAAAUUACAAUGAGAUUGGAAAGUAGGUUUAUAGGCAGGGAUCCAUCAAGGGUCGCGCUGUGUUGAUAACAUAACCUGAAAAUACCUGGCAGGUGAAAUUUUCACGGUCCAAUGUAUCCGAAGAAUUUUUUAGCAGAUCGCUUUCAGUUUACAUAAGAGGAAUUAGUUCGGCACGAACAACAUACUCCUGGUUGUAUCAAAAAUUCUGUGAUGUCACUAGUCUUGGCCCAAGACGUCAGUGAUCGAUAGUUGUUUUAAAUCUGUUGAAGAGUGCCCUCGCACAACUAGUUUUACUUACUCUCACUAGCUGGUGCACAGCCUAAUUAUGAGUCGUUAGGGUUCGCUAUCGAUCAAGCACUAACGUCGUGAGACAAAGACUACGGUGUCACCAAAUCGUCGCACGGUCAUCCGUGUUUGUAACUGAAACAAACACGAAGAUCCGGUUGCAAAUAUUGAAUUUCUUCAUGUACAGAAAAAAUUAACUUGAUCAUUUUGACCGCGGUGCAAAGCAAUUAAAUUCCCUGUGACAAUCUAGAGAUACACAUAAUUUUCAAUGUCAAAACUUUCCGAGCAAGUCGGUUUUUUAGAAGUCGAUACGACUGAUGCAGUUUCAUAUUUCGUUUGUUUAUUUUGGAAUGUCUAUUUUAUAAAUGGAAAGCCUAUCAAAAAUAGAAGCCCGGCCUACUAGUGAAACGUUUUGGAUCUUUAGCGGAUCCCACAAGAUGUGUACAUGCUUAUUAUUUGUUCCAGUUGUCCCAUGAUUUUGGUCACCAAUUAAUUUCUAAGCCCUCUGUUUUCAGUUGAAUGGUUUAAUAAUACUUUAUUGGCCAUAAACUAUUGUUUCAUCACUCAUCAGGCACCUGCGUUGAUGGAAGUGUGAUGAUUGACGAAGCGAAACCUGAGGACCACCCUCAGCAAUGUAAACUUAAAGAGUUGGCUAAGAGGAAGUGUGAAUCGUGAAUAUAAACAGUGGCUUUUAAUAAUUAGAAGUUUACAUAUUAAUAUGUAUCUAAAGGCAACAAGUAAUUAAUCUCUGCGUGUACCUCCUUGCGGUGUGAGGCUUCCCUGUGUGUAGUGCGUUAACUGUUAAUUUGGGUCAUUGCAAAUUUCAAAGUUCGCUCCUGCGUUAAAUUCACGCGUUAAAGGCCGGUUCGCAAUUGGCUUGAAAGCGAAGAUAAAUGCGAAUAUAUGACGUCAGAUCAAGUAUUGGAGCUGCAAAUGCGCAAAAUUUGGACAUAUUUCCCUCGAGAGAAAUUUUGCGUCAACACUUUCAUGACGUCGAACUCGCCUCGCUUUGGCGUUUGCCAGUUGUAUGAACCGGCCUUUAAGGUGCCCCCUCG